This is a messenger RNA of Filobasidium floriforme, 2089 nucleotides long. RefSeq names its product FAD/NAD(P)-binding domain-containing protein. Gene Ontology annotation, molecular function: oxidoreductase activity. The record is from RefSeq and is a predicted model, not a curated record. The transcript has 5 exons. NCBI's taxonomy places the organism in Eukaryota, Fungi, Basidiomycota, Tremellomycetes, Filobasidiales, Filobasidiaceae. The coding region runs from base 194 to 1936 and encodes 580 amino acids.
AUUCAGGGUGCUAGCAUAGAGGACUACUGUACUCUCUCGUAAGGAUCUGGGGUCGUCAAUCGUCGCUCCUGGUGAUGACUCUGGUCGUCAGGUCGUUAUCUUGGCCCGGUUGAUGGACGAAACGGUCGAAAGCAGGUCACUGAGUGUGCGCGAUCUAGGCAGGUAACGUCGUUCAAUAACCUCGACCAUCAUCAUGACAUCGACUCUCACUUCACCGUCAAGACCUGCUGCACCUCGCACUCGAGUGACCAUCGUCGGAGGCGGUCUAUCCGGCAUCUCCCAAGCCAUCCAACUGCGGCGUCAACUAGGUUCCCUUAUCGAUCUCACGAUCAUCGAAAAGGAACACGCCGCCGGAGGGACAUGGCUCAACUCGACCUGGCCCGGUGCAGGGGUCGACAUCCCUAUCCACCUGUACAGCCUGUACUCUGACCCGAAGAGCGACUGGAGUCAUGUGUUUGCCGAUCAAGAGCAGGUCUUGGGGUACUUGAACGAGUGUAUCGAGAAACACGACCUCCUGGACAGCUUCAUCUUUGAUACGGAAUACGUCUCUUCCACCUGGGACGCCAUAUCCCAAACGCAUACCUUGACCUUACGGCCGACAAAAAGUCCUGGCGAUCCAUCUUCCACUUAUACGCAUACCACCGACAUCUUGAUCUCAGCCAACGGUCCCCUGUCGACCCCUCUCAUCCCCCAAAUCCCGGGCUUAGAAAAGUUCAAGGGUAUCGCCUUCCACAACCUCCACUGGAGACGUGUUAUAACCCAAACCCAAACGGACUUGAACUUCACUUUCGAGAACAAACGCAUAGCCGUGAUCGGCAACGGCAGCUCGGCCAUCCAACUCAUCCCCGGCCUAGCCUCUACCCCCGGCGUCCAGCUCACCCAGUACAUCCGGUCUGGCGGGUACUACUUCCCCAAACACAACACCCCUAUCCCCGUUUACAAGCAAUUCCUGUACCGCUACCUCCCUUUCGUACGGUACCUGCAUCGCUAUGAGCUUUUCACCGCACACAAUGAUCGGUGGAAGACGAGGAACGACGGGGAUGCCGACGGGCACGAUGAGACGGAAAAGGUCUUGUUGGAUUACUUGCGGAGGACGGCACCGGAGGAGUAUUUAGAGGCUUUGAUGCCUAGGUACCCCCUGGGAUGUAAACGCCCCGCCUACGACGCCGGCUGGCUAACCUCCCUCCACUUACCCAACGUCACCCUCAACUCGGUCGGUAUCGCCUCGAUCACCGAGACUUCCCUCAUCGAUACCACGGGGAAAGAAUUCCCCGCGGACGUGAUCGUAUUCGCUACCGGAUCCGAUGUGGCCAGACACGGGGUCGGCUUGAACGUAGGGCUUUAUGGGGAGGAUGGGGUGGAGUUGAGAGAGUUUUGGAAGGAGAUUGGGGGGCCGCAGAGUUAUCGAGGUUUGGCUGUGCCAGGGUUCCCCAACUAUUUCAUGACCCUCGGCCCGAACGCCAUCGCCGGUUCCUGGGGUUACACCAUCGGGAACCAGACGACGGUCAUCGCCCGCCUGAUCAAAGAGAUGCUCGAGCUCGGUAUCGGCUCGCUUCAACCAGACCGUUCGUAUUUCGACGCCCACAACGCGGAGAUCCAGGAAAAGCUGGAUGGGAGUACGAUGAAUAGCCAGGCUUGUUCUAAUUGGUGGAGGAUCGGUGGGCAGGGAAGGUUGUCGGUUCCUAAUCCGCUUGAUGCCAUCGGCCUGUGGAAAGCGACGAGGACGACCGACUGGGCUCACUGGGUCGCUUUUGCCAGACCUUCUGACGGUGGUGACGGCAAACCCAUCGCUAACAGGAUAGACGUCGACCGAGAACUCCAGCGAAGACGCACUCGAAAGACCGUACAGGGUACGGUCCUGCUCGCCGCUAUCGGAGGUUCCGCGUUGUAUUGGUCAAACUUGGGCUGGCCGUUGUACCUGAAGCCGGUUUGGUGAAGCGCGAGAUGCCGGAUACAAUCAUACCAUCGAAUUGUGCUUGACCAGGAAAGCGGCGACCUGUUCCUCGAAUUCGCAACGCUAGUACCUUGAAGACCCCGCCUCGAAGGAUGGACCGUGUUGCAGAUAAUGCUAGCUGAAUACGCUAGUGAU